AUGACUCUCCUUUCACUCGCAGUGUUUUUGGGCCUUAGUCUUGCGGUAAACGCACAGUCCCCGGUUUAUGGCCAAUACUAUUCUCAGUGUCUUCCUGGGUCCGCUAGCCCAAGCAGCUCCUCCAAUCCAUCUACUGGCCCGACGUCAACCUCUGCACCUUCACCAACAUGCAGCUCAAGCCUUGUCAACCGUGCCACUGGAAAACUUAGAUUCGCAGGAGUCAAUAUCGCUGGAUUCGACUUUGGUUGUGGCACAGACGGAACAUGCGAUACUACCAAGGUUGUUCCACCUCUCAAACAAUACAACGGCCCUGACGGUCAAGGCCAAAUGCAACAUUUCGUCAACAACGACGGAAUGAACAUUUUCCGUCUUCCAGUCGGUUGGCAGUGGCUGACUGGUGGCGCACAAAGCGGCACUCUCAACCAGAAUAACUUUGCCAAAUACGACGCACUUGUACAAGCUUGCCUUGGAACUGGAGCCUACUGCAUUGUUGAUGUCCACAACUAUGCCAGGUUCAAUGGACAGAUCGUCGGACAAGGUGGUCCUUCCAACGACGUGCUUGCCUCCUUGUGGAGUAGCAUCGCUUCGAAAUAUGCCUCCCAAUCCAGAGUAAUCUUUGGAGUGAUGAAUGAGCCCCAUGACAUUCCUAACAUCAGCACCUGGGCUGCAACCGUCCAAGCUUCCGUCACAGCAAUCCGCAAGGCUGGGGCCACAUCUCAGAUGAUUCUGCUUCCCGGGAACAACUGGACAUCUGCAGAGACUUUCGUGUCAAACGGAUCUGGAGCUGCCCUCUUGAAGGUUGUUAACCUUGACGGAUCGACAACAAACCUGAUCUUCGACGUCCACAAGUACCUUGACAGCGACAAUUCGGGAACACACACCGACUGUGUUACCAACAACAUUCAAUCUUCUUGGGCACCGCUUGCUAACUGGCUUCGCUGCAAUGGACGCCAAGCUCUCAACACUGAAACUGGUGGAGGAAACACUUCAUCUUGCAUGCAAUAUGUCUGCCAGCAGAUCGCUUUCCAGGCUCAGAACUCUGAUGUUAUUCUCGGCUACGUUGGCUGGUCUGCCGGUUCUUUCGAUCAGAUUUUGACACCAACUUGGAAUGGCAACUCAUGGACCGACACCCAACUAGUCCAAAAGUGCAUUUCUCCAAACUCCGGCUCUCAGAGCGGCCCAACGUCUUAA
Molecule: messenger RNA, 1191 nt
Organism: Psilocybe cubensis
Lineage: Eukaryota; Fungi; Basidiomycota; Agaricomycetes; Agaricales; Agrocybaceae
Exons: 10
Coding region: 1-1191 (396 amino acids)
Biological process (GO): glucan catabolic process
Molecular function (GO): hydrolase activity, hydrolyzing O-glycosyl compounds
Source: RefSeq, a predicted model, not a curated record